This is a messenger RNA of Arachis stenosperma, 976 nucleotides long. RefSeq names its product probable E3 ubiquitin-protein ligase XERICO. The record is from RefSeq and is a predicted model, not a curated record. NCBI's taxonomy places the organism in Eukaryota, Viridiplantae, Streptophyta, Magnoliopsida, Fabales, Fabaceae. Gene Ontology annotation, biological process: protein ubiquitination. Bases 174 to 725 code for a protein of 183 amino acids. The transcript has a single exon. Gene Ontology annotation, molecular function: ubiquitin protein ligase activity.
UAAGAAAAGCCGCCAGCACCACCUUCUCCAUUGGCUUUAUAUAGAAGCCAUCUAUAACGUCUUGAACUUCCCCCUUUUCCUUUUCUCUCUCAUUCACUCUAUUCUUUUUACUUCAGAAUCACACAUUUCUUCAGAACACAUAGAGCUUCAUUCUUCACUGCUUUUACAUUUCAAUGGGUUUCUAUGCUGAGGACUCAUCAUCUGCAUAUGGUUGGACAAUAGGUCAAGCCAUAUAUGAAGCAGCUCUAAUCAUUGCAGUUCUGAGAUGGGUCUUGUGCUUGGUUUUCAGGCUCAUCAAAGAUAGAGGAACAACACCUUCUUCUUCUUCUUCUUCUUCUUCUUCUUCUUCUUCUUCUUCUUCUUCUUCUUCUUCUUGUACUCUUGUGUUGACCACGUUUCGUGAGAUAAUGGAGAGGCUUCCAGAGACAGAAGAAGAUACAUCUUGUGCAGUGUGCUUGAUCCAGAUGAAGAUGGAAGAUGAGGUUAGGGAACUAAUGAACUGCUACCAUGUCUUCCACAGAGAAUGCAUCGACAAAUGGUUGGACAAUGAUGACAACAACCAUAACCCUACUUGCCCUCUUUGUAGAGCACCUUUGCUCACUCUUAAUCAUUGCAGUUAUUCUUCAUCAGAGAGCUCUUUUGGUUGUGUCCCACCAUCUCCUCAACCUAGUUGGGCUGUGGAGAGACUUCUCUACCUCUUCGGAGAUGAUCUUCUUCCUUGCUAGCUAUAUAUGUAAUAAGAAUUGUGAAGAGGUGAUUAAUGUAGAUCUAUUAGUUAGUUAGUUAGAGGAAUUCAUUAUUUAUUGCGUUUGAUCAUCAAUGUUUGGAGCUGCAAUCAAUUAGAUGAUACGAGUACAACUAGGCACAUUAUUUAGGAUUUUAAUUUGUUUGUAUAUAGAUUUUUUUUCCCCAUAUCUGCCAAAUGAUGAUAUGAUAUAUAAUUCCAUUCUUGAAUUAAUAAUGGCCAUCUGUUUAU